AAUAAAAAAAAAUAGCAAUUAGGCUAACGCUAAAUACUAAAAGAUGCACUACGUACAAAGUGUAACCUAACAUCGUCCAAAUCGUUGUCAAAUCUUCCGCCAACAACUUUUUUUUUAUUCCCAACAGUAAAUCGCACGCAUUACAUACAUACAUUACACGCAUCAACUCUAGCAUCCAAACUCUUUAAGGUCACGACGAGCAGCAGCCAUCAUGGCUUCAGACCUGGGCCAUAUCGCCCAGCUGUUGGAUGCGACUCUCGACCCUUCUAAGCAUAAGAAAGCCGAGAACGAGCUCAAGCAGGAGGAAAAGAAACCUCAAUUUUCACUACAGCUACUCAAGAUAGUAGCAACCGAGAACCUCCAACCCAAGACCCGUCUCGCAGGAGCACUCUGCUUCAAGAACUACAUUCGACAUAACUAUGUGGACGAAGAAGGCAACUACAAACUUCCCAUUGACGAGGUCAAUACGAUAAAGCAGGAGCUUAUUGGGCUAAUGAUCGCCUGUCCUCCAACCAUCCAAACCCAACUGGGUGAGGCUAUUAGCAUAAUCGCCGACUCCGAUUUCUGGGAUCGAUGGGAUACCCUCGUUGCCGAUCUCGUAUCGCGCUUUUCACCUGAUAACUUCAAGGUCAAUAACGGAGUGUUGGAAGUUGCACAUUCUAUCUUCGUCAGAUGGCGGCCCUUAUACCGCUCUGAUGAUCUAUACACCGAGAUCAACCACGUACUCAACACAUUUGCCGUGCCGUUCCUGAAUCUUUUAAGUGCCACAGACCAACAGAUUACUACCCAUGCCAACGACAAGAUAGCCUUGAAAGGCUACUUCGAUACGCUGAGUCUCCUAAUCAAAGUAUUCUACGAUCUCUCUUGCCAAGACAUGCCGCCCCAAUUCGAAUCGAAUUUGGAACACCUUUCGACCCUGCUACACAAGUACUUAACCUACGAAAACCCGCUGUUAGCGACAGAUGAUGACUCAGAAGCUGGCGUGAUCGAAAUAGUCAAGGCUGAUAUCUGCGAAGUUCUGCAGCUCUACGUGACUAAAUUUGACGACGACUUCGGUCGAUACGCUCAGGUUUUUGUUAAUAGCGCGUGGAACUUGCUUUCGGCAAUUGGGCCUGAAACUAAGUACGAUAAUCUCGUUAGCAAAGCGCUGCAUUUCUUGACGGCCAUUGCCGCAAACCCACGCCACUCUGUGGCAUUUAACGACGAAAACGUUCUGGGUCAAGUUGUAGAAAAGGUUGUGUUACCUAAUGUUGCGUUGAGAGAGUCCGACAUUGAGCUGUUUGAGGAUGAACCCAUCGAGUUCAUCCGCCGUGAUCUCGAAGGAUCAGACACGGAUUCACGACGAAGAGCAGCUACCGAUUUCUUAAGGCAGCUCCAAGGCAACUUCGAGCAACUGGUCACCACCGUCGCGGGAAGAUAUAUAAACCACUAUUUGGAGCAAGGCAAGACGAACUGGAAGGACAAGGAUACAGCCAUCUCGCUCUUCUUGUCGAUUGCAGCUAAAGGUGCUGUGACCGCAGCACAUGGUGUUAAGACGGUCAAUUCGCUGGUUAACGUUGUUGACUUCUUCCAACAGCAUAUUGCCAAUGACCUUGUUUCGGAUGCGGGCGUAGAGCCAAUCUCUAAAGUUGAUGCUAUCAAAUAUCUCUACACGUUCCGAAGUCAACUGACCAAAGAGCAAUGGCAAGCCGCGUUCCAACCCUUGAUCCAAAAUAUGGGCUCGUCCAAUUAUGUCGUCUACACAUACGCAGCUAUCUGUGUCGAGAGGCUUCUCUACUUAACAGAUGAUUCUGGCGUUCGCUUCUUCGGCAGAGCUGACAUUGAACCUUUCGCGAAAGAUCUUCUUGACCACCUGUUCAAGCUUGUAGAAAAGGAAAACUCGCCUGCGAAGAUGCAAGAAAACGAAUUUCUCAUGCGCUGUAUCAUGCGGGUACUAAUUGUUAUGAACACUGGUAUCUCAAAUUUCGUCGAUAUGGUUCUGGACCACCUAGUCGGAAUCACGAACAUCAUAAAAGCUAACCCGAGCAACCCGCGAUUCUACUAUUACCAUUUUGAAGCUCUAGGUGCUGUUGUAAGCUUUGGCUCGUCUGCAGGCCUUUCAAAACUGGAGGAUCGACUAUGGGCACCGUUCAACGCAAUUGUCACAGAGGAUGUGAACGAGUUCAUACCCUAUGUGUUCCAGCUUUGGGCCAAGCUGCUAGAACUUGAACCAGCUGGCAACCUGCCUAGCCAAUACCAGGCGUUGGUACAGCCUUUGAUGAUGCCAACGCUUUGGGAGACAAGAGGAAACGUCCCAGCGCUUACAAGACUACUAGCUGCCAUAAUACCUAGAGCGGCUCGUGUUAUAGUAGCAGAAAACCAUAUUCAAUCUGUCCUGGGUAUCUUCCAGACCCUCCUUGCCGGCAAGAAGACAGAGCAGAAUGCGUUCGAUUUGCUAGAAUCUGUUAUUAUAUCAAUCGAUAGGAAUGCCAUAGAGCCCUAUUUCAAAGAAAUCCUAUCUCUCCUUUUCACGAAGCUCCAAAAAGCCCCGUCUGACUCGUUCAAGCUUCGGUUUGUGCGAUUCUAUCACCUAGUAUCAGCCCGAGUGGAAGCAGGCUUAGGUACCGAUUUCUUUAUCAGCCAAGUAGACCUGAUUCAGAACAAUCUCUUCACUCAGAUCUACCUGAGCAUCAUUCUCCCAAGCUCAGAACUGCUCGUGCGCCCUGUCGAUCGCAAACUAGCCGUUAUCUCGUUCGCCAAGUCGAUGGGAGAUAGCGCUGCCUUUGCCCAGCGUUACGUUAAGGGAUGGCGAUUCACGUGUGAAGCGAUGUUGAAGUUACUAUUAAACCCGCCCAAGGUAACAGGCGGUGUUGGCGAUGAUGUAGUUAAUGAGGCGGACGUGGACGACAUCGGCUUCGGCUUAGGAUUCACAGCUCUCAACACAUGCAAGAAGGCUCCUCGGGAUGACUACCCCGAAAUCCAGGACAUUACGGUCUGGGUACGCCAAUACCUUACCGAGGCCAAUGCCCGGCAUAAUGGGGCAAUCGCUCAGUAUCUGCAGGAGAGACUCACGGAUGAGGGAAGACAAGCUAUGGCGAUCUACGUAAGCUAGAUUUAGUAGCCAGGUUCAAGGAGAGAAAAUAAGCAUAUAAAAGUAUGUGGCUUUAAAUGGAAGAAAUGACCAAGUGGGAAAUGAGCGUCUCAGGGCCGUUUGAAAAAAAAAGGAUUUGUAAAGUUGUUCUCGAGGAUCUUGGUUGUUGGGCGUAUCGUAGGCACACAGACCCCGCGGCCGUGGUUGCGGCCUACAUGAGGUAGAUAAGAUAAAAAGCUUAGGUUAGGUAGGUUUAGGGCAAGCCUAUCUCAUCUCGGCCUGAGAUAACAUGAAUGAUAAUUCACUCUGUAAUGGAGUGAUACUACCUAACUUGAUGUUUUCGUUCGAAUCUGGGAUUGUUUUAUUCUGAUAUGUAUGAUAUUUCGCUAUUUACCAA
This is a messenger RNA of Daldinia caldariorum, 3467 nucleotides long. Its product is annotated as Cse1-domain-containing protein. Gene Ontology annotation, molecular function: nuclear export signal receptor activity; small GTPase binding. Gene Ontology annotation, cellular component: nuclear envelope; cytosol. The record is from RefSeq and is a predicted model, not a curated record. Bases 212 to 3091 code for a protein of 959 amino acids. The transcript is spliced from 7 exons. Lineage: Eukaryota; Fungi; Ascomycota; Sordariomycetes; Xylariales; Hypoxylaceae. Gene Ontology annotation, biological process: protein import into nucleus; protein export from nucleus.